This is a messenger RNA of Cladocopium goreaui, 1842 nucleotides long. The record is from the annotation of a GenBank genome assembly. Lineage: Eukaryota; Dinophyceae; Suessiales; Symbiodiniaceae.
AUGUUUUCGCAAACCCCAACCCACCAGAUCCACCAGAUCCACCAGGACGGAACCGUUGGAACCGCUGGAACCUGUGCCUUUUGGGAUUUGGAGACCAACAUGUGGUCCACCGAAGGUGUGACCACGUCCAUCAGCAAUGGAUUGGUCACCUGUGAGACACGGCACCUGUCACUUUUCGGCUUUGUGCUGCGCACCAUUGAGAACAUUUUCGCAUGCUCUGCAGCGGUUGUGAUCUUCUCUUUGGACGGCUUGAAAAAUCUCGUUAAAGGAGGCAUGUGGAUGUGGUCAAUCCCUGCUCUGGUGCAUUGGGCAGUGAUCUUGGUGGCUGGGAUAUUUCUCUUUGCAUCAUGGAGGUGUGAUAAGAAACAUGAACGGUAUUUGAAGGAGCUGAAGCAGGCCUCAGAGGCUCAUAGGUUCCAACAAAGGCUACGACUACAAAGACUACAAAGACGUAGCAGCAGCACCAUGCAAUUAGCAUCGUUGAAGCAGCUACUUCCUGAGGAGCUCAUAGCGUUGAGGUUGCCGAAAGUUUCGCGCUUUAGCAAGCACUUCUAUUCCAUGCUUGUUCGCCAAGAAACUGGCCAGACAUUGGCAGAUUUGGAAGGGCUCCACUCCUCUGUGGGACAGGUCGCAGCACAUGUGAAGGCAUACAAAUGCAUCAUCCGUUUUGGCAGUAGCAGUGCCUUUAUCAAGGCCAACACCCUCUACACGGCCAACAAUGCCUGGGUUCGAUGGUCGGAACCGUCACCUGUUAGCUCCUGUGUCUUCCGUUGCUUGUUGCAUUUUGCCUUGCUCUACAGCAAGUGGGCUGUUGCCGCGGUGUUCUUCAACUCCACUGCCAGGGCGGCAGAUGCAAACUGCCAAGCCUUCUUCCAGCUCUCGCCGGAGAUGAUCAUUCGAUCCGUCUUGGUAGCUUGGUCCGUGGCGGAUCGAGAGGCCGUGUCACGUGUGUUGUGGUGUUUGUCGGGCACCAGUCACAGAUUUGUAAAGCCCUUGGCUGCGUCACUGAGGUCUCAAUCAUCUCCACCUUUGUCGGCGUCGUGCCCCCGUGAACCGAAAUGUUUCACCAGAGUCGGAAACCUCAUUGCUUUCGCCUACGUCUGGUCUUAUGCCCUGACAUGUAUUGUGGUGGUGUCCAUCUUCCUCAGUUCAGUUCAUCCCGACGAUGCUUGGAAAUGGUUUGUCAGUGGUUUCGUGGGCUUUAUCUCGUCUUUGUUCCUCAUCCCAAUCGCCUUGAUGUCUCUGGGCUUGGCAUUGCUGAACUUCUACCAAGUGCAUCCAGAUGACUUGUGCAGUUGGCGCAAGGAAGGACGUGUCUUGAGGCUUCAGAUUUCCAUGCCUCCGGAGACUCGAUCGCUGCUGCAAAUCAAUGGGGCUGAAGAUCUUCUGGUGGUUUGUGAGGUCGAUGGCAUACCAGAAAAGACCGUGACUCAGUACAAGUAUUUUUUCUCGCAUCGACCCAACAAAGGAGACGAGCAAAAGCUGCAGAUCUCUUUUCGGGCGACUGGGGAUCCAUCUGCCGAAGACUCUGAGUUGGGAACCAUUUCUUUGGAGAAGUCAGAGAAGUGGAAAGGAUCUCGUCGAUUGCCUAUUCAGAGCAUUCCGAGCCUGGAUCGCUCGGAAGCCGCGGAGGCCUUUGUUGAUGUAGAGAUUCUGGAAAUUGCUUCCGAAGUCGAAGAGGUCGAAGAGGUCGAAGAGGUCGAGCAUGACGGGAUGGAGAAAAUUGUGGACAUGGUCAUGGUCAAUGAUGGUAGCAACUUGCCGCGUGAAAGCGAAGUCGUAGACAUGGAGGAUCAAGACAGUGAGAACAGUGAGGAGACCAUGAAAACGGAACAGGUUUGA